UCAAAAUCAACACUUCAUCCAAAACCCUGUCCCUCUCUUCUUCCUCCAAAACCACAAACCUUCUCAAUAUUCCCUGAAAACAAUCUCAUACUUCACUUGUCUUUGUAUUAAACACAUACUUCUUCUUUUCUCUCUGCUACAAUGGCAGUAGCAGAGUUUAUUCCUUCUUCUUCAUUUACAAAUAAGACCAAUGUUUACUCAUCACAGUUUUCUUAUGUAUCAACUCAGAUUUCCCAGAAGCGCCGCUUCAGUCUUAGACCUCUACCAAGAAGCCAUUAUUCUCAAAUUUGUUGCUCCGUAACGUCGAAAGAAGUUCAAGCGCCAACAGUAGUACAAACUGAUGAUCCAAAGAAGAAACCAGAGUGCUAUGGAGUUUUUUGUCUCACUUAUGAUCUCAAGGCUGAAGAAGAGACGAAGUCGUGGAAGAAAAUGAUAACUGUUUCUGUGUCUGGUGCUGCUGGCAUGAUUGCUAAUCAUCUUCUUUUCAAACUUGCAUCUGGUGAGGUUUUUGGACCAGAUCAGCCUAUUGCAUUAAGGUUAUUGGGGUCCGAGCGCUCCAUCCAAGCGCUCGAAGGAGUUGCUAUGGAACUAGAAGACUCUUUGUAUCCUUUGCUUAGGGAAGUGAAUAUCGGUACAGAUCCCUACGAGGUUUUCCAGGAUGCAGAAUGGGCACUUCUUAUCGGAGCAAAGCCUCGAGGUCCUGGUAUGGAACGAGCUGGUUUAUUGGAUAUAAAUGGUCAAAUCUUCGCGGAGCAGGGGAAAGCUCUCAAUGAUGUUGCAUCGCGUAAUGUCAAGGUGAUAGUAGUUGGGAACCCUUGUAAUACCAAUGCAUUGAUUUGUUUGAAAAAUGCUCCAAACAUACCUGCAAAGAACUUCCAUGCUUUGACUAGGUUAGAUGAAAAUAGAGCCAAAUGCCAGCUGGCUCUAAAAGCUGGAGUCUUCUAUGAUAAAGUAUCUAAUGUUACCAUAUGGGGCAACCACUCAACUACUCAGGUUCCAGAUUUUUUAAAUGCUAAAAUUAAUGGAUUGCCAGUUAAAGAGGUGAUUAAAGACACUAAAUGGUUAGAGGAAGAGUUCACUGAAAAAGUCCAAAAGAGAGGUGGUGUACUUAUUCAGAAAUGGGGAAGAUCUUCAGCUGCAUCAACUGCUGUGUCAAUUGUUGAUGCAAUAAGGUCGCUCGUCACUCCUACGCCUGAAGGCGAUUGGUUUUCUACCGGAGUGUAUACCAGUGGAAAUCCUUAUGGGAUAGCAGAGGAUAUAGUUUUCAGCAUGCCUUGUAGAUCAAAAGGAGAUGGUGACUAUGAACUAGUAAAGGAAGUAAUUUUUGACGACUACCUUUGGAGCCGAAUAAAGAAGUCAGAAGAUGAGUUGCUCGCGGAGAAAAGAUGUGUAGCUCACCUUACAGGAGAGGGUAUCGCUGUCUGUGAUCUGCCAGGGGAUACAAUGCUUCCAGGAGAAAUGUGAAACCACUAAGCAAAACAUUUUGAAUAUUAUCAGAUUAUAUGAAGAGCUUUGCAUAGACAAGAUAAUACUAGUGUUUACCAACGUCAAUGUUGUUUGUAAUUUAUUAUACUAUUGAUGUGCAGUCCAAUAGAUUUGGAUGACUAGGGAAUAAUGAAUGAGACAAUUUGAAAAAGUGCCCUCCUAAAGGCAAGAAAUUUGGCUACUGCUGAGAGUAGUUAUCUUUUUAUGCACAAGUUCCUCUAUGUAUCUUAUUUUAUUUGCUUGAAGUUAAAAACUUUGCCUCAGAAAGUUCUUGUUUA
Messenger RNA from Nicotiana tabacum (common tobacco), 1763 nucleotides. The record is from RefSeq and is a predicted model, not a curated record. NCBI's taxonomy places the organism in Eukaryota, Viridiplantae, Streptophyta, Magnoliopsida, Solanales, Solanaceae.